UUUCUACAUGACCAGCAAAAUCCCGACCAUCUUAUUCCUGGACAUGAAAUGGAUGUGUCCCUUUGUCCAGACUUCAAUGGCAAGGUGCGUGUUUUUCAUUCUGCAACUGCAUCUUUCUAUGCUCCUAGUGAUAUUUGUGGAGUUAAUGGUAUGCUGCGUUGUGUCAUUCACUCAGCAUCAACUUGGUGUAAGUAA
Messenger RNA from Suillus fuscotomentosus, 195 nucleotides. RefSeq lists its product as uncharacterized. Lineage: Eukaryota; Fungi; Basidiomycota; Agaricomycetes; Boletales; Suillaceae. The record is from RefSeq and is a predicted model, not a curated record. The annotation marks the transcript as partial. The transcript has a single exon.